AUGAAUCGAGACCAGAAGGCCCGAGGCAUCGUCCGCGCCGCCGUUACGAGGCUCAUUCAUCGGCUCGAAGCCCUCUCCAGUAGUGAUGAGCCCUCGCUCCCCGAAGUCGAAGAUACGGCGCGUCUCCUUGAGCAGAAGUCUAGGGAGCUCAAGGAUCUCGACACAACCGUUCAAGCAGGAAUAAGCGACGAGCAGUUCGAGGAAGAUUUCACGGCGGCCAGUCGGUAUCAGGACGACAUCUGCCUCGCGGUUUCCAAGGCCCAACUCCUCAUACGAAGCUCUGCGGUUGCUCCCACAGCUCUCUCCAAUCAACGGCCGCAAACUGCACCUUCAAUAGCCGCCGGUAGCCACCAGUCAGCCACCGUUCGGUCCGUCGUUCUUCCCAAGUUGCACGUGCCUGCAUUCUCGGGCAAGGUGGAUGAUUGGCAGGGAUUUUGGGACCACUACCGGACAACGAUUCAUGAGUGUGUUUCCCUGCCAAAGAUAGAGAAGUUUAAAUAUCUUCUCUCUUAUCUGUCCGGACCUGCUAGGCGAGCCAUCGAAUGGAUUGGGAUUUCUGAUUCCAAUUACGAUACGGCCAUCAGUACACUGCAACAAAGAUUCGGACGACAGGCAGCACUCGUGGACGCACACAUCGACAAGCUCUUAAGUCUUCAUCCUGUAGCAGCUGCGAAGGACGUCGAGAAGCUGAGGGAUCUCUACGACUCAAUCAAGUUCAGAACUGGCUGCCUCAACAACCUCGGCGUUCCCCAAUCAACUUACGCGGUGAUACUGCAUCGCGUUGUGAUGCGCUGCCUUCCUGAGGAGCUGGCCGUCGAGUUUUGGCAACGGCAGAUCGAGCGCGCUGAGUCGACCGGGCCCACCACCGGAUCCACUGCCUCACAGUCUGUUACGAGCGACAUCCUUACCGCAGAACGGAUCAAAGCCGUCGAAGACGUAAUGAAGUUUUUUCGUAGUCACAUAGAAAGUCGAGAAGACUGCCGCCUCGCCCAUCGCAAGCCUCUCGCACGUGAAUCUUCAGACUCCUUCAGUGAUGCUCCCCAGACAGCCUUGUCCUUAACCGCACGAUCGACACCGACAAGCAGUCCUCCACGGAGUUGCCCGCUAUGCAACAGCACCGCCCAUGGGAUAACGGAAUGUCAAGCCACGCUUCCUCCGUCUGAGAAGCGAAGGCUUCUCGGGGCCAAUCGCUGUUGCUUCAAAUGCGGCAAACGCAACCAUUUAGCGCGGGAAUGUCGAUCGUCGAGAUCACUCACAUGCAUGACAUGUCGUGGGCACCACCUUUUGCUGCUUCACGACAUUCAACCAAGCCGUCCUGAUCGCUCUCCGGCUGCCGUCAACGCCGUCCAUACCCCCGACCCGGGAUCACAGAUCCAGAUAUCCAACCGGGAGCACCGAGACAGUUCAAGCGCAUCCAAUUCACCGGUGACCACAGCAGCGUGCCUCCGACGAACUCAGUUUGUUUUGUUGCAAACUGCUCGAGCUUUCGCCAUCGGAAACACCGGCACUAGUCUUGUUCGGGUGCUCUUCGACACUGGUAGCCAUCGUUCCUAUAUCCGUCAAGACGUCGCCACACAGCUCCAAUGCCCAGUUCUCGGCACGGAGAGCAUAACCGUAUACACCUUUGGGCGUAGCAAGACUCCAACAACGUACCAUUGUCGGAGGGUAGCCUUGACGCUCAGGAGCCAGUACCAUCCAGAAACAAUUACUUUCGAGGCACUAGAAGUUCCUGAGGUCUGUGCGGUUACCAAUCACUCCUUGGACGCAACACUCUUGAAUGAGAUGCACGACCUGGGUCUGGACAUCGCCGAUGCAUCGUCUGAUUGGGUCGGACGUUUACUGGACGAUGGUAACCGGCAGCAUUCGACGUCUCCGACCGGAUCUAACAGCUGUGGAAACCUGUCUCGGAUGGGUGAUUCACGGAUCCUAUCCUCACUCCACAUCUGCUCCGUCUACAGUAGUAACGGCACUCUCGCUUGCGUGCGGCCCAAUAGAAUCCUGUGA
Ornithodoros turicata is the source of this 2004-nucleotide messenger RNA. RefSeq lists its product as uncharacterized. The transcript has a single exon. Gene Ontology annotation, molecular function: zinc ion binding; nucleic acid binding. The record is from RefSeq and is a predicted model, not a curated record. NCBI's taxonomy places the organism in Eukaryota, Metazoa, Arthropoda, Arachnida, Ixodida, Argasidae. The coding region runs from base 1 to 2004 and encodes 667 amino acids.